UUAUAGUCCUUAAACCAUGAACAUUUCAGACCAUGAAAAUUCCCACUUAAACUAAUUAUGUCUAAGAGAAAAGUUGUUUUCAAGAAUGUUGAAGCAUCAGCCUCGAAAGCAAAGAAGUUUCACGAGGAUGUAAAUUCAAGCGAAGUUCUGUCAACCGGCAUCAAUAUACAAGCUGCCAUGUCAUCGGUAGACCCUUCGUCAAAUGAAAUGGAUACCAGUAUGAAAGCCUGUUUAUCUUGUCGGAAAAAGGUGUUAGCCCAAGCUGUAUUCUGCCCUCGUUGCCGUAGUACCCAAUUUGAGCCUAUUCUAGAGGCUCAGCUAACUAUUAACUGUCCAGGAAAAGAUCAACCUUGUGGAAAUAAAUUGAAUGUUGAUGAUGUUUUCUGCAUGAGUUGUGGAGUUGAUGUAGAUCAGUCCUGGUUUAAAGGCAUUGAUUCUCACAACACCUUGAGCGAUAAGGCAGAUGAUUCCAAGGAACUUCAGCCAGAUCAUGAUACAAGAACAGACACCACUGAGAAAUCAUCAAACCUGCCAAUGGAAACAAGUAGUGCUGCCGAUACUGCCUGUAUAUCUGGUGAAGAUCAAAAUGAAUGGGAUAGAAAAUCAAAGGCCAAUUCAGAUGUGUCUACUGGUACUCCUAAAAAUCAGCAACAGAAUAAUUCUGAUCAUAGUUCAUCAGCUGAAAAUGAUACUUCUCAUCCCCUUGACUCGAGUAACAACGAUGAUAAUACCAGUGAUAACAACACUUGUGACACUGAUAAGCCACAGUAUGAACAAGUAUUUGGUAAUGCUGGUCAAAUUGCUCUGAACGAAAAUAAUUCUCAGCGUGGAUUAGAUGAUGCCAGCAAAAAAAAUUCUGCACAAACUGAAAAUGGAAAUAAGACUCCUACAAAUGUGAACAAAUCUGGUAAUGAAAAGAAAACAAAUGAAACCAGGCAGAAAAGGAAACCGAAUGUGACACAAAAUACCCAGUCCAGUCAAAAUGAUCCAAACUGUCGAAGAACCACACGGUCUCAAUCUCAGGCAGAAGAAGUGGAAGUUAUGUUUCAUGUGAUAAUCUCAGAUAUUCGAAAGCAUGAUCCAAAUGAAGAAGACCUUUAUAUUGUUUUUGGAACAGAUGUAUUAGGCAAGUGGAAUUCUCGUCAAUGGAAGAUGAAGAGAAACAGUGAAAAUAGAGACUGCCAGGAAUAUAGUUUGUCAGUAAAAAUGCGUAAUGGAACUUUUGAGUACAAGUACAUCUUUGUGGACAAGCAUGAUGCUGAUGCUGAAUGCAUGUAUGAACGUGUUCAUUUUAUGAAAAGCAGGACUCGGAAAGCUGAUCCAAAUCGAAUUUUAAAGUUACCAGUGUCACAGAGAUCUAAAGAUAUAUGGCAUCAAUAUGAUGGCUUUGUUUACCACCCUAAGCCAAGCACAGAUUGGUUUGAAAAAAUAAAAAAGGUUUUCAAAAACACUAAAGAAAAAUACAAAAGUGACACAAGGAAAGCAGCAGAGCAUUUCCUUCCUUCUUCUGAUGAAAUAAUUCAAUCUCUGAAAGAUCCAGAUGGGCCAGUUCAUGCUGAAGACUUGCUCCAAAAGAUUUUUGCUGUAAUGAUGUCACUGAGAAUACAAAUGAUAGAUGAGCAUAAAAACCAGACUGAUGAGAGCUUUUUUGUAGAAUGUUUUGAUUUGAUCCUGAUGCCUCUUUUUGAGGAACUGUCACAGUGUGUUAAAAAGACGGUCAUCUCUGAGCAUGCAUUAUCUGUGGCCAUCUGCAUGCUGUUGAUCGUGGGGGAGAAAGAGUACCAAAUUAACAUGCACAAAUAUGAGCACAAGAUGGGACUUUUGUUUCAAGCAUUAUUACUUCAGGCAGACUGUGAGAACAGAUCCUGUUCAAACUACGAGCUAAUGAAGAGAAACUUUCCAAAGAUGGAACAAUUAAUAACCAGUACUCUAAGGCAAAGAAUCAAAGAACAUGUGGGGAUUAUGCAAACUGACUCGACAUGGUUGUACUGUAUUCCACUGCUUCAUUUUCUUUGUGGAGAUUCCGAGCCUUUUAAAAUGUCCAACUCGUCUGGUCAUCGCAGUGAUAAAUGGUGGGGCCUUUCAGAACUUCAUCAUGAAAAGGAUAUUUUGAAGCAAUACACCAAUGGUUUUUCUUACACAGAGAACUGGUUUGCAGAUUACACAGGAUUUUACUACCCAUCCAGAGUACAUGUGGCAGCAUCAGAUUGGAGCAUUCAUGUACAAACUGUUAUCAACGAUCUACAAAUGUUAUUUGAGGUUGAUUACCUUUUACCAAGGAGUAUCAUGGCAGUUAUUACAUUUGGACAGCUUCAAUGGGCAAUAUCACCAGGGCGAAUUCCACCAUACAUUGUUGCAGCAUGUCUAUUCUAUUACUGUGAUUUACUGAAGACACGACAACUCACUCCAGAUUGCUGUGAUUUGUUGACUAGCCUGCUAUUGGAUAAUGCUGAACAGUUCAAGAAAAGAUAUCAAAAGGAACUAUUACCACAAACUUCAGUGGGAAAAUGUCAAGUUAUUAAGCAGGAAUUUGAAAUAUCAAAGACCAUUACAAAGGACCUUUUGGAAAAUAAUAUUGGUCAAGUCAAAAUGGAUCAGUUAAUUCUGCCUAUUGUAUCUGUUUGGAACAACAUGAUAAACUUAGAGUUGCAAGAAACUGAACUGAAAGAGCGCUGGGAAGAGAUGCUUUUGGAAGCUUUUAAAGAGGAUAUUUGCUUAGUUCUACAAGAGACAGUAGACAAACUGUUAGAGAAAGGAGCGGUCCAGAAGAUACCAUUGCAGCAUAUCACUCCAGGGUUUUAUUCAAAAAUCUUUCUUGUCCCAAAGAAAGAUUCCGGAGACCUCUGCAUGAUUCACAACCUGGCAUACUUCAAUCUGCAUCAUCUAGAACCACCUCUGUAG
Messenger RNA from Gigantopelta aegis, 2901 nucleotides. RefSeq lists its product as uncharacterized. The record is from RefSeq and is a predicted model, not a curated record. The coding region runs from base 58 to 2901 and encodes 947 amino acids. NCBI's taxonomy places the organism in Eukaryota, Metazoa, Mollusca, Gastropoda, Neomphalida, Peltospiridae. The transcript is spliced from 15 exons. Gene Ontology annotation, molecular function: carbohydrate binding.